Cryptococcus wingfieldii CBS 7118 is the source of this 981-nucleotide messenger RNA. Its product is annotated as cyclin-dependent protein kinase regulator. Gene Ontology annotation, molecular function: cyclin-dependent protein serine/threonine kinase regulator activity. Gene Ontology annotation, cellular component: nucleus. The transcript has 5 exons. Lineage: Eukaryota; Fungi; Basidiomycota; Tremellomycetes; Tremellales; Cryptococcaceae. The record is from RefSeq and is a predicted model, not a curated record. Bases 1 to 981 code for a protein of 326 amino acids. Gene Ontology annotation, biological process: regulation of transcription by RNA polymerase II.
AUGGCCCACUCACCGCAACCCCUGGCCACAUUGCAGCAGAUAGUGGCCACCCCCUCGGCGGGCGACGGUGUGCCCAGCGAUGUGGAGGGGGACUUGAGAACUGCUGGGUGUAUGCUCAUACAAGAGGCCGGCGUCAUGAUGAAGCUCCCACAAAAGACUAUGGCUACUGCCCAGGUAUUGCUGCAUCGCUUCUACUACGUCUCAUCGAUGUACUCUUUCAGCGUCAAUGACAUAUCAAUAUCGGCCCUUUUCCUCGCUUCCAAAUUACGUGAAACGCCCGUCCGCCUACGCGAUCUCAUCAACACAUAUCUCUUCCUCACUGCCAGAAUACGGCACUUGCUCGAUUUGCCUUCGGAUCAGCAUUUGACCCUUGAUCACUUGUCAUCUGGCUCGGCUUCGAGAGCGAGCAACGGGAACGAUAUCUGGAGAGGCUUCAAGUUCGAAAUACCAGGAUUUCAUGACGAGGUGUUUUGGGAAUGGAAGGAUGUGAUUACGGCUUCAGAGAUGCAGAUACUCAAGCGUCUGGGGUUCAACAUGCAGGUUGAUUUGCCGUACAACCAUAUGAUAAACUAUCUAAAGAUCCUGGACCUUGUAUUCAAAGAAGAAAUCGCCCAGAUGUGCUGGUCCAUCUUGAACGACAUGUUAUUAACGCCGCUCUACGCAAUCCACCCACCCCAUACCCUCGCCUGUAUAUCCAUCCUCCUUGCCACCCGCCUUUCCCGCCUACCGCUCCCUGCCCGGUGGUAUUUGUUGUUUGACGUGUCUUUGCAAGAGAUCACGAGCGGAUCCGGAGUUGUGAUGAAGCUGUGGCAUGAAUGGGGGCUCAAUACACGGCAUGGGCUGGGAACACAAAGGGCAGAAGGCGAGGGGGAUAAGGCAGAGCAAGAUAGACGGAGAGGAAAUGAGGCGCGGUGGAGGAGAGCCUGGGUUCUGGCACAGUCGAGAAAGGCAGUGCGGCGGUGGCUAGAAGGCGCCAAGUGA